CAUCAUCAUCUGGCCGCCGUCGCCGCCGCUCGUUCGUUCAGUUUCGGUACUGCUCGGCGUCACCUCAGUCGGACCGGUACGGCCGUCAUCGUGAUCGUGUUGCAAGUGUCAAAUUCAUAUUAUUGUUAUAAUUAUUAUUAAUAAUUUUAACUCCCGACGGUUUUUUUCGCACCGAUCGUGUUGGUUGCCGGUUUUCUCCAUUUUUUUUUACAGUGAAAAUAAUAGGAAUGUGUUAAAAGUUACAGCAGGUAAUGUUAAUAACAAUGCCAUAAAAUAACAUGAUAUGCCGCGACACCGUGAGGAGGUACCCCACACCUGUGCCAUGUCAAUAAUAUUGAUAACGGAUUGAUAAAGAAGAGAGUCUAUCGGAACGUCAAAAUAUUUUUAUGACCGUUUUAUUGCCGUGCGGAGUGUCGCGUUGUUGCCGAGUAAAAUAAAAAUCACCGAUUGACCGUCCUGGAUCCCUGAACCUGUACAGUCGACCCGUCUGCACAUCAGCUACCACGGUCAUCGCCCAACGACGCUUUGCGCACCAGAUGAACUUUGAGGACACCCACCACCCCUCAAAUUGAGGCACGUGUCUCAAGAAAGUCCUUCGACACUCCACUGAGGUAAACAUCAGUAACAAUGUCACAUCACAGUGAUGACAAUAUGUUAAUAGCAAGCAGUGAUUCGUUUUGGGAACCUGGCAAUCACAAACGCACCACUAAACGUAUCGAAGAUGGCUAUAGAUUAUGUAAUGAUCUUAUUACUCUCAUACAAGAACGAUCAGAUAUUGAAAAAGCAUAUUCCAAGAGCUUAAAAGGAUGGUCCAAGAAAUGGAAUGAAAUUAUUGAAAAAGGUCCAGAAUAUGGAACGACAGAAGCAGCUUGGAAGGGUGUACUAGUUGAAGCGGAUAGACUAUGUGAUUUGCACAUAAGAGUGAAAGAUGACUUGUGUAACGAUAUAAUGCAACAAGUGAAGACGUGGCAAAAAGACAAUUAUCAUAAGACUGUUUUACACAUAAAAGAACGAAAAGAAAUGGAAGAAUCAUUUAAAAAAGCUCAAAAACCUUGGUGUAAACUAUUGACUAAGGUUAACAAAACAAAAAAUGAGUACCAUAUUGCAUGUAAGGCAGAGAAAUCAGCAUCAAAUCAAGAACGAAAUGCAUCUGCUGACAGUUCCUUAUCUAUGGAUCAAGUUAAAAAAAUGCAAGAUCGCGUAGCCAAAUCGAAAGAAGAAGUUCAGAAAGCCAAAGAAAAGUAUGAAAUGGCUCUACAAGAACUAAAUGCAUACAAUCCAAAAUACAUGGAAGAUAUGACAGUUGUAUUUGACCGAUGCCAAGAAACGGAAGCUAGAAGAUUACAGUUUUUUAAAGACACUCUGUUUACAAUACAUAAGUGUUUAAAUAUUUCUCAAGAUCCUGUAUUGCCUCAAAUUUAUGAAGAGUUUUAUCAUACUAUCAAUAAUGCCGAUCAUGAGAAAGAUUUACGGUGGUGGUCAAAUAAUCACGGUGUCAAUAUGGCCAUGAACUGGCCCUUAUUUGAGGAUUAUAUAGAAGAAUUCCGGGAUAUAUCCAAGGGAAAAACCAAAGAAUCUAUACCUGCUGGAACAAUAACAUUAAUCAAUCAACGAGCAGUUGGCGAAGAUUUGCAUGUAAAUGAUUUGCAUACAACUCAUCCAAAGAUAAAUAGCAAAAAGCCAACUGUUCCAUUGUCACGAUCAAAUGAUAGUACUGACAACCAUAAGCAAUCAACAGAAAAAUCAAAUGGAACAAAAUCGCAUCCAAUAACCAAUGGAGCAUCCAAUAGCCAAACGCCAGAUUCAAACCCAUUUGAAGAGGAGGAAUGGGAUGAGGAAGAAGGAAUUGGUCCCGAUGGUGCGCUUGUGGACAACGGUGAGCCCGGUGUACCUGUAAAAGCACUUUAUGAUUAUGAGGGUGCCGAAGCUGAUGAACUCAGUUUUAAACAAGGUGAGUUGUUUGAAAAAUUAGAAGAUGAAGAUGAACAAGGCUGGUGCAAGGGACGUAAAGAUGGUCGAGUUGGAUUAUAUCCAGCUAAUUAUGUAGAAUCAGUAUCAUAAAUACAUUGAUUAGUUUAAAAUAUAAAAUAGUAUGUAUAAUAUAUUUAAAGAAGAAACAAUAAUGACGUAUAUCGACUAUGUACUGUCUGUUCCUCUGCCAAAAAAAGAUGUUGUGAUCCAAUUAAUAUUUUUGGAGUAUUGGUUGUUUUAUUUAAAUUGUUUGUUAAUUUAUAUUUAUUUAUUGAAAAAAUAAAGCUUAUUGUUAUAUUGAGGGAACAAUUGGUAAAUAGAAAGAUAUUUUUUUUCUUAAUACUCCAUUAAUUUUAUUGAUAAAUAAUUUAC
Diuraphis noxia (Russian wheat aphid) is the source of this 2343-nucleotide messenger RNA. RefSeq names its product protein kinase C and casein kinase substrate in neurons protein Synd (gene Synd). Gene Ontology annotation, biological process: regulation of endocytosis; plasma membrane tubulation; cytoskeleton organization. Lineage: Eukaryota; Metazoa; Arthropoda; Insecta; Hemiptera; Aphididae. Gene Ontology annotation, cellular component: endosome; plasma membrane; cytoplasm. Gene Ontology annotation, molecular function: protein binding; phospholipid binding. The record is from RefSeq and is a predicted model, not a curated record.